Molecule: messenger RNA, 1337 nt
Organism: Juglans microcarpa x Juglans regia
Lineage: Eukaryota; Viridiplantae; Streptophyta; Magnoliopsida; Fagales; Juglandaceae
Product: glucan endo-1,3-beta-glucosidase-like
Exons: 2
Coding region: 170-1261 (363 amino acids)
Biological process (GO): carbohydrate metabolic process
Cellular component (GO): plasma membrane
Molecular function (GO): hydrolase activity, hydrolyzing O-glycosyl compounds
Source: RefSeq, a predicted model, not a curated record
UCCCUCGACCAUGACCUUGACCAAUUUACAACAGGGUUAGUUCGGUUGAAUUGAAUGCGAACUCAAAUUAUGUAUACGUUUCUGGUCAAGGAUCUUGAUCUUUACAUAAUUAGAGAUAUCUGUGCUGAGCAAUAGAGCUGGUUUUUUGGGUUUCUCAUUUGCUUUUCCCAUGGUUGGCUUACUCGACGCAAAAGAUAGCAAAGCUCCUAUGGCUCCCAUAUUCCUACUUCUUGGUUUUCUGAUAUCGAGCCUAGAAUUAACAGGUGCACAAUCUGUCGGUGUAUGUUAUGGAAAAAAUGGCAAUAAUCUACCAGCUGAUGGAGAAGUCAUAGAACUAUAUAAAAGCAAUGGCAUUGGAAGAAUGCGGAUAUAUGAACCAGAUCAAUCAAUUCUCAACGCCCUUAGAGGAUCAAACAUAGAACUCAUCAUUGGCAUCUCUAACAACAACCUUGAAGCCCUCACUGAUGCUGCAGCUGCAACAAAUUGGGUCGAGAAGAACGUCAGAAACUACUGGCCGGAAGUAAAGUUUCGAUACAUUGCUGUUGGGAACGAAGUACAUCCUAAUGAAAAUGAAGCCCAAUUUGUUCUACCUGCCAUGCAAAACAUUCUUAAUGCAACUGCAUCUGCCAAUUUUAAUGACCGAAUAAAGGUGUCAACAGCCAUAGACACAACUUUGCUGGGAAAUUCCUACCCUCCAUCAGAAGGCUCAUUCAGUGACUCUGCAAGUUCAUAUAUAAACCCAAUCAUCAAAUUCCUUGUCAAGAAUGGUGCACCACUUCUAGCCAAUUUGUACCCCUACUUUAGCUAUAUAACUAACCCUCAAGCCAUCAGCCUUCCAUAUGCCUUAUUUACUUCACAAAGCGUUGUGAUGAUGGAUGGUAAUCAUGGAUACAGGAAUCUCUUUGAUGCAAUGUUGGAUUCUCUGUACUCUGCUCUUGAGAGAGCCGGUGCACCUGAUUUGCAGAUUGUAGUAUCAGAGAGCGGUUGGCCAUCAGAAGGUGGUGCUACAGCUUCAAUACAAAAUGCAGGCACUUACUACAAGAAUUUGAUUAAUCAUGUGAAGGGUGGGACUCCUAAGAGGCCUGGACAUGCAAUAGAAACAUAUUUGUUCGCCAUGUUUGACGAAAACCAGAAGAGCGCGGCCACAGCAAUUGAAAGACAUUUUGGUCUCUUCUUACCUGACAAACAACCCAAGUACCAAAUCAGUUUUGGCAAUAGUAUUUUCUGCGUGGGAAGAGGAAUCUUUGUGAGUAUACUAUAGCCACAUAGAUGCAUGUUUUCUAUAUCCGAGUAUGUGCUAGUUUUUUUAUUAAACGAAAAAAAUGAAUUGGUCUUAA